Messenger RNA from Spodoptera littoralis (African cotton leafworm), 3423 nucleotides. The record is from the annotation of a GenBank genome assembly. Lineage: Eukaryota; Metazoa; Arthropoda; Insecta; Lepidoptera; Noctuidae.
AUGGUGGAAGGGGAUAGUAAAGGGACCAUUGACACAGUGCAAGUUGCACUUAGAAUUAGGCCUUUGAUGCAACUGGAGACCGAUAGGGGAUGUGACGAGUGCAUUGAUGUGGUUGCUGGGCAACCUCAGGUCCAGAUAAAAGACUUGGCAUUCACAUACAACUAUGUCUUUCCACAACAUAUCACGCAGCAGGAGUUCUAUGAUACAGCCGUCAAGGGUCUGAUUGGAAAACUGUUUCAAGGAUAUAAUGUAACAAUACUAGCGUAUGGCCAGACUGGCUCUGGCAAGACUUAUACUAUGGGUACUAAUUAUUCUGGAUCUGAUGGUGACUCCACUAAACUGGGUGUAAUUCCCCAAGCAGUGGCAGAUAUAUUUGAUUUCAUAGAGACACAUGAAGACAAAUUUAUAUUCAAAGUGAAUGUUUCCUUCAUGGAGUUGUACCAGGAGCAGUGUUAUGACCUGCUCUCAGGGAAGGAGAGGGGACACAGUAUUAUAGAGAUAAGGGAAGAUAUUAACAAGGGUGUGAUACUGCCAGGUAUAACUGAGCUCCCAGUGACCUCAACAAUGGAGACUAUGAUGGUGUUGGAGCGAGGGUCGUCAGGCCGUGUGACAGGAUCCACUGCUAUGAACCAAGCGUCCAGUCGAAGCCAUGCUGUCUUCACCAUUGUCAUCUGUAAAGAGAGUAGGAGUGAUAAAAACUUAGCAACUACUUCAAAGUUCCACCUAGUAGACUUAGCGGGAUCUGAACGUAUAAAAAAGACGAAGGCUAGUGGUGAGCGGCUUCGGGAAGGCGUUAAGAUCAACCAAGGUCUGUUAGCGCUCGGCAAUGUGAUAUCGGCUCUAGGAGAUGGAACUAACAGGAGUUUCAUCAGCUACAGAGAUAGUAAACUUACAAGAUUGUUACAAGACAGUUUAGGCGGUAACUCUCUAACUCUAAUGGUGGCGUGUGUGAGUCCUGCGGACUACAAUUUGGAUGAGACCGUCUCUACACUGCGGUAUGCUGACCGCGCGCGCAGGAUACGCAACAAACCUAUCAUCAACCAGGAUGCUAAAGCCGCUGAGAUUGUUCGGCUGAACAACUUAGUGAACGAACUAAGACUGCAACUACUAGGCAAGAUGCCGACCAUAUCAGAACAGAACAAUGAACAGCUACAAGAAGAAUUAGACAGAGAACGAGCUAGAUACCAAGAACUAUUGAAAAAGCAUAAACAAGUUACUGAACAUCUCAGUAACAUGUUGAUCGAAAACACAAACCUCUGCGAAAAGGCUUUACUCGCAGAAGCAGCCAAAGACAAGAUAGAGCGGAAACUAAACGAGCUCACAGAGCAAUGCAACCAGACCAUAGAGAACUUGAAUACCACAGAUAAAGACGAUGAACAUCAAAAGACAACGGUUGUGGACUAUUUGAAAGAAAUUAAGUGUCGUUUGGAAGAUCUACAGUCUGUUAACUUGAAGACUAAUGAGGAACUUAUUGAUCAUGAGAUUAAGCUGUCGUUUGUGAACGAUGGUGAUCAUGAGAAGGCGGAUGAUGAUAUGCCGAUGAAUGAGGACCAGGCUGUGCUUGAGGAAGAGAAAAGAGCUAUGGGACAGGUGGCACUCAACCAAGAACUUCAAGAACUGAACCGCGCUAUGGCGAUCAAGGCGUCUGUAGUCCAAGCUAUACUGGCCAACAACAAGGAUAUGCUGGAGAACCACAAGAACUUGCGAGAAAAUGAGGAGAAGAUUGCUCAUCUGGAAAAAGAAAGGGAUGAGCUCUUGCAGCAGUUGAAGCAGACUAAGAGCAAGGACCCAUCACACGAAGAGCGUCGCACUAAAGUCUCGAGUCUAGAACAACAGAUUUCUGAACUAAAGAAGACUUGUCAGCAACAAGCGCAUAUCAUUAAAACUAAGGAGAAGAAUGAGGCUAAGAUAGCCGCGCUGAAUGCUGAACUACAGGCCAUGAAGGCUACUAAGGUUAAAAUCAUUAAACAAAUGCGCGAAGAAAGCGAGAAGUUCCGUAAAUGGAAGGCAGACAACGAACGCGCAAUGCUGCGCCUGCGCAACGAAGAUCGCAAGCGAGCUACUGCUAUGGCCAAGAUGGAGAAUCUACAUGCCAAACAACAGAAUGUGCUUAAACGGAAGAUGGAGGAAGCUGUUGCUGUUAAUAAGAGACUUAAGGAAGCCCUAGAACGCCAGAAGUUCUCGCAGAUGAAGCGCAAUGCCAAAGGCAGCGUGAAGGCGGGCGCCGUACAACAAUACAUUGAACAAGAACUUGAAGUACAUCUCAGUAUUGUGGAGGCUGAAAAGUCGCUAGAAGAAUUGAUGGAAUAUAGGGCGUGGAUAACGGAGCAAAUAGAAAACCUACGUAAUAGCACAGAUGAGGAAGCUAACAGGAAGAAGAUUGCUGAACUAGAGGACGACCUGGCGUUGCGUAAGGCACAGAUAUCUGAUCUUCAACAGAAGAUACUGACGGCUGACCAAGAAAAUAAAUCGCGCACUCAAUGGGACAACAUUCAAUCUAUGCUGGAAGCAAAGGUCGCUUUGAAAUGUCUGUUCGAGUUGCUAGUGGACGCUAAGAGGGAGCUGACCAAUCAAAGUGAGAAGGGAUACCAAGCAAGAUAUGAAGAGAUCAAGGAAGCUCAUGAUAGACUCGCUAUGGACUUUGAGAAUAGUAAGGCGGAGUUUGAGAGGCAGUUGUCGGUUGUUAAGCUGCAGAGUGAGCAGAAGUUAUCAGCCCUCGUGGCUCUACAACGCGGCGUAGUAGGCAAAGGGGACAAGAGCGAGGCGUGCAAACAUCUACAGAACGUGAUCCAAUACCAACAGGAGAGGCUGGAACAAGUCGAGGAGGAAAAUAAAAAGUUGGUAGAUGAGCUAGAACAGCUACGUUCAGCUGGUAAGAAGGCCAAGAAGCGUCCAAAGAAGGAGAAGGAAGAAGUGGAGCCCGUCAAGAAGGUGGAGUAUGUCGAGCCUACUGAUGAGGAAGAUGAUGAGUUUGAGGAUAGGAAUAAGGAUCCUGACUGGCGAGCCACGCCGCUGUUUAAACGUAUACAGGCCCAACGUUCCCGUCUAACCAUGAACUUUACCCAAGCGGACGUGUCGGUGGGCACAGAGCCGCCGCGCGCCGUGAAGCGAGGCAGCGACGGCGCCGCGCACUGCACCUGUCGCGGCUCCUGCUCUACCAAGAUAUGUGGCUGUGUCAAGUCUGAUAAAGGAUGCGGAACCACUUGUAGAUGCCAAGCCGAGCUCUGCAAGAACAGGAGGGUCUCGUCCGAUAGUGAGGAUAAGGAGAAUAAUCCAUCAAGCACGGAGCUAUCCCUAGACACGACACCACCAUCAUACUUCGACAAGCGAGGACACCUUGAUGCUACGUUCGUUAAGAAGAAGAAAAGUUACUUCUUCCCGCACGACCAGGCGAAUGGCGAAGAAAAAGCAAUAAAGGUAUGA